CACGGCCAAAGGUCUUUGUCAAAACAACAGCAGACAACAAGGAUGGCAUGCCCGGCUUCAUUUCAUUGAUCGAAACGGUAAGGCCACGUAUCAUUGAAUACUGGACAUGCUCGAUUUUUCUUUUUUAAAAUGCGCCCUUGCCAAGGAGUCAGACGAAGAGUUAACAUUACCCACGGCUUGGCAAGCUGUGUUCUUGGCAUCUUCCAUCCAAAUCCUUUUUUCCCUUUACUGUUUGAAUCGUGCGGUUUUUCCUUUUUUGUUAUUGCUAACAUCUCUUGCGCGUGUGAUGAAUUUUUAGGUCGACUAUGAGCACAUUAUGUCGUGGACCCCCGAGGCCUCCAUCCCUGGCUUUGACGAGGACUCGUAUGUCGAUAUCUCCGGUCAAGAUGAUCACGACGUCACCACGUUCGUGGCUCCUCCUCGAUCGCCCGAUCCAAGACGCCGAUCAUUCCAUCCUUCAGAUUACGCCGUUUCUAUCCCACUGCGGAAUAUUUACUCGCUUCUUGUCUAUCCUCCGCGUGUCAAGGAUCGACAUGGUUCCAUUAUCGUCAAUCUAAUCGGCGGAGAGUCCCUGCCUGCAUUUUAUUUUCAUGAUGAAGGACUGGCUUCAAAGGGGAAGGCAAAUGCUGGAGGACCACCUGUCUGGGGUGGAGAGGAGCUCUUGCGUACGAUGGAGAAGUGCGUGGACGUGGUCGGGAGCGCGAUCGAGCCUGGAGUAUAUCUUGUGAAUGCAACGCAGGCGGACAAAAUUAACCAUGGAGCUGCCUCACCCCCACACCCUCUUUCGCCCAGUGUCGAUAAACAUCCGUUGCAGGAGACUGUGCAGGAGGAGAGACUAUACCCUGCACUAGAGGAAACCAAUCCAUUGCCUGUAGCACCAGCCGACAGAGUCUCUCACGAUUCACAUGAUGAAGAAUCCAACAAGACUUCGGCAUCAACCACGACCGGUCCUAUAACGGUCGAGGGCAUGCGUCGACGGCGAUCUCUUGUAGAGAAUGGUAGGAGCAAGGCGAUUGAUGGUCAGCAGCUGUCAGCCUCAGUCUCUGGCUCGCCUGUACCCGGAGCUACUAACAGCUCAAAUGGGACGCAAACUGCUCGUCCACGGACGCCUCUGCCCUUUGAGAACCAUAUCGAUCCUCUUGUGAACACCGUAAAGGAAAUGAGAUGGAAUAUCCUGGAGCGGUUCUCACAGGUCGCCAGGUUUUCCAGAGAUGCGGCUACGAACAUUCUCGACCAUCCGAUCACGAAGCAGAUUUUGCCUCCUCAUGUGCAGCAGCGUAUCCAGGAUUCUGAGGCUGCGAAGAGGGUCAUGGAUGAUUAUGAUUCCGCUCGUGUUUAUUUAGCGAAAUGGGCUGCGACCGUCGCGGAUCAAGGAGAUCGUGAGCGCCGAGAGACCCGUGAAAUGGACCGACUUCACUCUGGUUCAUCGCCUUCUGGCAAGCACCGUGCUCACGGGGACCAUGGACGUCGUAUCAAUGAUCACGAGGAUGAGGAGGGGCCGCUCGGGGCAUUCAACGUGCUUGACCUUGAAACGGAGUGCUCGAUGAUCCACCACACCAGGACAGAUCCUCUGUCACCAAUGGAUUGGUUCGCCUUUUUCGACGAUAUGGGACGACUGAUCGUAUCGGAGGCACAGGUCCGCGAAGCAGUCUUCCGCGGAGGAAUCGAUCACGAUAUCAGGAUCGAGGUCUGGAAGUUCUUUUUGGGCAUCUAUCCAUGGGACUCUACUGAAGCCGAGCGCGUCGUUAUCCGGACCACAAAGGCAGAGGAGUACUAUGCGCUCAAGCGGGAGUGGUUCGACGACCCUGCGGUUCAAGAGACUGAAACGUUCCAGGAGCAAAAAUUGCGAAUCGAAAAGGACGUUCAUCGUACCGAUCGUACCAUCUCAUUCUUUGCCUCGGAGACGCUGCCCAAUCCUGCAGGAGAUUUCACAGGCGUUGGAUCGAAUGAAAAUUUGGAGCUAUUGAAGGACAUCCUCUUGACUUAUAAUGUCUGGGCCGCUAAGGGAUCGUCAUCGGAGCAAAUCACAUCACCAUCGCCUGUGAAAACGACGGUGACCACUUCGUCUACCUCAUCAGCAUCACCACCAACCGCGUCUGCGGAGGCAAAUCAUUUGGAGGGAUAUGUGCAAGGGAUGUCGGAUCUAUUGGCGCCUGUCUUUGCGGUCAUGGGCGAUGAGGUGAUGGGAUUCUGGGCGUUUGUCGGAUUGAUGGAGAAGACCAAGAAGAACUUUUAUCGGGACCAAGUCGGAAUGCAGAGCCAGCUUGAGACUCUAGGUAAACUGAUCCAGGUGCUGGAUCCAAAGCUUUACAGACAUCUUGAAAAAUGCGAGGCGUUGAAUCUGUUCUUCUGCUUCCGUUGGCUCCUUAUUUGGUACAAACGCGAAUUUGAGUGGGUCGAUAUCAUGCGGCUCUGGGAAGUCCUCUUCUCAGACCAUCUCUCGACCCAGUUCCAUCUGUUUGUGGCAAUGGCGAUUCUUGAUAAACACCGAGAUGUCAUGAUGGAUCAUCUGCAAGGCUUUGACGAAAUUUUGAAGUAUGUCAACGACUUGAGUAUGACAAUUGAUCUUGAGGAAACACUUCAGAAUGCCGAGAUUAUAUACCGCCGAUUGGAGCAUCUUGUCGAAAAGGUGGACGCCAAGCAACAGGGACAAGAAGCAGCAACAUCAUUUACAGCAACAACCUCGGCUCCAGAGCUGCCUGCGACCUUGCGUAACUUAUUGAAGAAUCGUCAAAGAUCAUAGGCAGGAACCAUGCAGAGACUCAUGGAAAUAAAAAUUGUGCGUCGAGAACUGAUAUAUUCAUAAACAAUUGAGGCGUUCGAAUGGUUUAU
Gamsiella multidivaricata is the source of this 2832-nucleotide messenger RNA. Its product is annotated as rab-GTPase-TBC domain-containing protein. The record is from RefSeq and is a predicted model, not a curated record. NCBI's taxonomy places the organism in Eukaryota, Fungi, Mortierellomycota, Mortierellomycetes, Mortierellales, Mortierellaceae. Bases 317 to 2743 code for a protein of 808 amino acids. Gene Ontology annotation, molecular function: GTPase activator activity. Gene Ontology annotation, biological process: activation of GTPase activity. The transcript has 7 exons.